GGGGGGUCCCUAAAACUGAAGUAUCCUUAUAAUUUGAGAAAGAUGGUGUAGUAGGUGGCUAAGAAUGGGAAGUAAAGUGUAAUAAUUAUAUGCCAAUCAGAUAUCGGUUGGGGAAGGCAAAAUUGACAUGAGGCAAAGUUAGUCAGAGUUAGGCAGAGAGUAAUACAAAAAACAAAUAUUUACUGUGGGGUUGGUAUUACUUAACUCCAUCCUAAAAGACAAUCAUUCUUUUGGGGUCCUAUAAAAUUUUAUUGUCAUAAAGCAGCUACUUAAGCUUCAAUGUAGCAGAAGAUAGCGAUUUGCUCUUUGUUACUGCACAUUUGAACAUUAGCAAUAUCCCAAACUACCUUAUGUUUGGUGAAAUGGAUCAAAAGCAAGAGCAAGAAGAGGGGAACACCAAAAUGUCUGGCUUUGAUGUUACUCUAAUAUCUCCCAAAGUUCCAAAAGCAGUUUCACCAGUAUCUUCUGCAGCAGAUGGUGAAACCUUAAGGCGACCUCGUGGCAGGCCAGCUGGCUCUAAGAACAAACCUAAGCCACCAAUAAUUGUGACAAGGGAUAGUGCUAAUGCACUCAAGGCUCAUGCCAUGGAAGUUAGCUCUGGCUGUGAUGUGAAUGAAAGUUUGUUGAACUUUGCAAGGAGAAAGCAACGUGGCCUUUGCAUACUUAAUGGUACUGGCUGUGUAACAAAUGUAACAUUGCGCCAACCAGCCUCAUCUGGUGCCAUUGUUACCCUUCAUGGUCGAUUUGAGAUUCUCUCAUUGCUGGGGUCAAUCCUUCCUCCACCAGCACCACCAGGGAUCACUGGUCUUACAAUUUACUUAGCAGGUGCUCAAGGGCAAGUUGUUGGAGGUGGUGUUGUUGGUGCUUUGAUUGCUUCUGGCCCUGUUGUUAUCAUGGCUGCAUCAUUCAUGCAUGCUACUUUUGAUCGUCUUCCAUUGGAAGAUGAUGAACUUGCUGCUGCUGUAAUGCAGAAUCAGCAUUACCAAAAUGGACGCACCCAUCAUCUUGAUAUCCCUGACUUAUAUGCAGUGCCACAGAACCUGCUCAUGAAUGCUACAAUGCCCCCGGAGAUAUACUCCUGGGCACCCGGGAGGAACUUGUCCAAAACCUGAAACUUUAGCAUAC
Messenger RNA from Gastrolobium bilobum, 1125 nucleotides. RefSeq names its product AT-hook motif nuclear-localized protein 16-like. Gene Ontology annotation, biological process: vegetative to reproductive phase transition of meristem. The coding region runs from base 351 to 1112 and encodes 253 amino acids. The transcript has a single exon. NCBI's taxonomy places the organism in Eukaryota, Viridiplantae, Streptophyta, Magnoliopsida, Fabales, Fabaceae. The record is from RefSeq and is a predicted model, not a curated record. Gene Ontology annotation, molecular function: minor groove of adenine-thymine-rich DNA binding; DNA-binding transcription factor activity. Gene Ontology annotation, cellular component: nucleus.